This is a messenger RNA of Dentiscutata erythropus, 219 nucleotides long. The record is from the annotation of a GenBank genome assembly. Lineage: Eukaryota; Fungi; Glomeromycota; Glomeromycetes; Diversisporales; Gigasporaceae.
UGUGUGAAAGGUUUUUUCGAAAUGGAAUCUGAGAUUGAAUUACUUAGACGGGAGAAUGCCAGACUUGUAGCCAAGAUCACUGGUCUUGAGAUGGAUACUGUUGCAGAUAAUGUUAGGCGUGAUGAUGAAAUUGCUGAGCUGAAGGCCGAAGUAGUGAAACUAAGGGAUGGUAAUGAGGGCAAACUCCCGAGGUUGCUAAUUUACCUAGCUCCACUAUAG